Messenger RNA from Haemonchus placei, 3418 nucleotides. The record is from the annotation of a GenBank genome assembly. Lineage: Eukaryota; Metazoa; Nematoda; Chromadorea; Rhabditida; Trichostrongylidae.
GUUAAACGGCAUGGCGGUGGACGCACUCGUGGAGUCGGUCACCACGUACCGAAGCCGACCUCUUUGGGCUCAUUUGUACGCAGCUCCAUUUGGAGUGUUAUACGCUAGUUGGUUCUACGUGUGGUUGUCGUUUUACGGUGCUGACGAGUACUAUGAACUUGGUUUCAUCGGAGCAGCUAUAAUCUGUCUUAUACAAGCUCUCAUAAUUCUGUUUUGUCACUGGUUCGUCGGUGUUAAAUGCGCACUUUCCUGCAUACAGGAAAAAGAUCCACGAAAAUCAACUCUAGCCAAAGUUGUCCCAACGCCUAAUAAUGGAUGGGCUGAGUUGGUUCCCCUUAGAAGGACGCAGAGAGCUGGCAGUACAAAGAUUUGGUUUGAGUUUCAAAAAGUUCAUUAUACUUUGGAUGAGGCCACAAACACUUUCAAAACAGUUAUAUUCGAUUCGCGUAAGCCAAUGAAGUACUAUCAACAAUCUCGAGGUAUCGAAAGCGACGAUCAACUGGGAGAGAUCAAAUAUCUUCUGGGAGAUAACAAGACAGAAAUGGUGAUACCACAGUUUUGGGAUCUAUUUAAAGAGAGGGCAACAGCUCCGUUCUUCGUUUUUCAGGUGUUCUGCGUUGGUCUUUGGUGUCUAGAAGAUAUGUGGUAUUAUUCUCUAUUCACGCUGUUCAUGCUGAUGACGUUCGAGGCCACCCUAGUGAAAGCUCAGCUGAAGAAUAUGCAGGAAAUCCGAAACAUGGGAAACAAGCCAUUCAUGAUUCAGACGUAUCGGAAUCAAAAAUGGACAAAGGUGAAGUCAGACGAACUUGUCUCGGGUGACAUUGUUUCCAUUGGGCGGUCUUCCGAUGAGCAGGCUGUACCAUGUGACAUGAUUCUAUUACGAGGUCCGUGUAUUGUUGACGAAUCCAUGCUCACAGGAGAGUCUGAGCCUAUCGAAGAUCUCGAAAAAGACAGAAUCUUUGAUAUCGAUGUAGACAGCCGCCUUCAUGUGAUUUUCGGCGGGACCAAAAUUGUUCAACACACUCCUCCGGGAAAGGGAGUAGAAGGUCUGAAAGGACCGGAUAAUGGCUGUAUUUGUUGUGUACUAAGAACAGGAUUUAACACUAGUCAAGGAAAACUGUUAAGAACGAUAAUGUUUGGUGUAAAGCGAGUCACUGCGAAUAACCUCGAGACGUUUUGCUUUAUUCUAUUUUUACUAAUUUUUGCAAUUGCUGCCGCUGGUUAUCUCUGGGUUGUGGGUAGUCAGGAUGAAAAGCGUAACAAAUAUAAGCUGUUCUUGGAAUGCACACUUAUUUUGACCAGUGUUAUCCCUCCUGAAUUACCCAUAGAACUUUCACUGGCUGUUAACACCUCAUUGAUCGCUCUUCAAAAGCUAGGAGUAUUUUGUACCGAACCUUUUCGAAUUCCGUUUGCUGGCAAAAUUGAUAUUUGUUGUUUUGACAAAACUGGGACGCUUACCACUGACAACUUAGUCGUUGAGGGAAUCGCAUUCAGCUCUAGUGAAGAGAAUGGUAUUUUGAAAGCGGUUGCUGACGUCCCGUUAGAAUCCAUACAGGUCCUUGCUUGUUGUCAUAGUCUCGUUCGAUUUGAUGAUGAUCUCGUUGGCGAUCCCCUGGAAAAAGCUUGCCUAACAUGGUGCGAUUGGUCGCUCACUAAAGGAGAUGCUGUUCUGCCACCGAAAGGAUCCAAGUUGACUGGCCUGAAAAUUUUCCACCGUUAUCAUUUUUCCUCUGCAAUGAAACGAAUGACAGUAGUCGCUGGAUAUCAAAUACCGGGCUUCCAAGAGCCAAAGAUGAUAGUUGCAGUGAAAGGAGCCCCAGAAACUCUGAGAUCUAUGUAUGAGAAUGUCCCCAAGGAUUACGAUGAGGUUUACACAAAUCUCACCAGACAAGGGGCUCGUGUUCUCGCUAUGGGCAUUAAAGAUCUACCUCAAACGAGGCUUGGAGAGCUGCGAGAUACCAAAAGGGAAGUCUUGGAGACAAAUCUGCGAUUUGCUGGAUUCGUAGUUAUAUCUUGUCCUCUCAAACCGGACACUAAAGCAAUGAUCAAGGAGAUUGUGGAAAGUUCCCAUAAGGUGGCCAUGGUGACCGGUGAUAAUCCAUUGACGGCAUGCAAUGUAGCUAAGGUUCUGAAAUUCAUCAGGAAGAAGGUUCCCACGUUAGUACUGGAUGAGCCAAUGGAUAAGUCCGCACCGUGGAAGUGGAAGGCAGUGGAUGAAUCUGUAGAAUACGACCUCAUCCCGUACACCAAUAAGCAGCAGAUGAAAAAGUUCUUCAUGGAAAAUGAAUUCUGUCUCACUGGACCGGCAUUUGCAUAUUUGUUGAAUAGUGAGCCCGAAUUUUUACGGGACAUCAUUAUGCACGUUCGAGUUUUUGCUAGAAUGGCUCCUAAACAAAAGGAACGUGUAAUUAAUGAAUACAAAUCUCUCGGUUGGAUAACAUUGAUGUGUGGUGAUGGAACCAACGAUGUAGGUGCCCUGAAACAUUCCAAUGUCGGUGUCGCUUUACUAUCGCAUCCCUAUGAUGCUACAAAGGCUGAGCAAAAGGAAAAAGAGAAAAAGGAGAAAAUCGACGAGGCGCGCCGUCUCAUGCAUAUGGGUGCAGCUCCUCCCACACCAGCGGGUAUACCAAACGCUGUGGGAAGACGCGGAGAAGCUCCUCCCGGUGCUAGGGCCAGAAGUACACACCCUUCUGUGGUAAAUGCACAAAACAAGCUGGAAAAGCUCAUGAAGGAACUGGAAGAAGAAGAGCGAGCAACGAUUACAAGACUUGGGGACGCAUCUAUUGCUGCUCCCUUUACAUCUAAUGAUACUCAAGCUACGAUUCAAGGAUUACUUCUUGCAGCUUGUUUCCUAUUCGUCUCUCGCUCCAAGCCUUUAAAAACGUUAUCAAAACAACGGCCGCUAAGCAACAUCUUCAACGCUUAUACGCUUUUAACUGUUACCGGUCAAUUUAUUGUACACUUUGGAUGCUUACUGUAUGUUGUGAACAAUGCUCAUGCUGCCUCUCCUACUGAGGAAAAGGUGGAUCUCGACGCGAAAUUUACGCCAAGUAUUCUGAAUACAAGUGUUUACAUAAUCUCUAUGGCAUUACAAGUGUGCACCUUCGCUGUUAACUACAGGGGACGACCUUUUAUGGAAUCCUUACUAGAGAACAAAGCAAUGCUCUACAGUGUCCUGAUCUCAGGAGUAUCCGUUUUCAUGUUAGCUGUUGGCGCUUCGGAUGAUGCUAUGCAACAGUUUGAAUUAGUGGUGUUACCUCUGGAGGUUCGUGAAGCUUCAUUGUAUCAGUCUUCUUUAUUGUGGUUAGUUGAUCAGUGUGGGCUACGGGACAUUCUUGUCUACUGUGUUGCUUUCGAUCUCGUCGCCUGCUACACUAUUGACCGAGUUCUCAAUUUUCUUCUAGGGGAUAUGUUCUAA